AAGUGCUUAUCGCUUGGUUAGCGUUUUUUCCUUUUUAUCAUAACACAAAACGCGGCUAAUUUCUUGGGGCUUUUUAGUUAGUUUAAUUGCGGCUAACACAGAGUUAAGAGUCACAAAAAUGGGACUCACGAAGGACAAGAUUAAGGACUGGAUUACCGCUGAACGCGUGGCUAUAUUCUUUGGUCUAUUGUCAACCUGCUUGAUCGUUGCCCUCGUAAUUGUGGUGGUCCACAGGGAUAAUUUGUGGCUGCAGUUGGACGAAGCCAAAAGGAUGUUGGAUGUCCUGGAGGAAUAUAUUCAAAGUCACCUGCUGACUACUAUUGCGGAAAGAAAUUCAUAAGAAUUAGGCUGCUGGGAAGCAUUUAAGAAGAAAAAUAAUGAAAAGAAUGUUAUCACAUAUACAUAUACUAGGACUAGACAAUAUUUCCAAAAAUGUACUCAGUUUAAAGCAAUAAAGGCAAAUGUAUGAGAAACCAAAAA
This is a messenger RNA of Drosophila yakuba, 480 nucleotides long. RefSeq lists its product as uncharacterized. Lineage: Eukaryota; Metazoa; Arthropoda; Insecta; Diptera; Drosophilidae. The record is from RefSeq and is a predicted model, not a curated record. The transcript has 2 exons. The coding region runs from base 119 to 340 and encodes 73 amino acids.